This is a messenger RNA of Marmota flaviventris (yellow-bellied marmot), 1657 nucleotides long. It is a transcript of the gene Trhr, whose product is annotated as thyrotropin releasing hormone receptor. Gene Ontology annotation, cellular component: membrane. Lineage: Eukaryota; Metazoa; Chordata; Mammalia; Rodentia; Sciuridae. Gene Ontology annotation, molecular function: thyrotropin-releasing hormone receptor activity. The record is from RefSeq and is a predicted model, not a curated record. Gene Ontology annotation, biological process: phospholipase C-activating G protein-coupled receptor signaling pathway.
AUUAGGGGACGAUCUAUGAUUUGACAGCCUGGCGGCUGCUCCUGCUGCUGCUUCUACUGCUGCUGCUGCGUCUGCAUGGUCUGUCAUGAGUUGAAAAGGGCUGCGAGGGUUGAGAGGAACUGCAGCUCUGAAGGCUGAACGCUGCUAAGUGGUCUCCCUGUCAGUGUAGAGGAGAUUUUCUGCAGGAUUAGAAACUUGGACCUAUUACCACUUCAUCUACCCGGAAAAGCAGGCAGUGCGAGAGAGGAAAAGGGGCUAGAACCACUGCAAUAAAGGUGGACGCUGAAAGAUGUUUUAAGAAGUGCUUCAGAGAAACUUCAAGCCACGAAAGAUGGAGAAUGAAACAGUAAGUGAACUGAACCAAACCCAGCUUCAACCACAAGCCGUGGUGGCCCUAGAAUACCAAGUGGUCACCAUCUUACUUGUGCUCAUUAUUUGUGGUCUGGGCAUCGUGGGAAACAUCAUGGUGGUCUUGGUGGUCAUGAGAACCAAGCACAUGAGGACCCCCACAAACUGCUACCUCGUAAGUCUGGCAGUGGCCGAUCUCAUGGUCCUAGUGGCUGCUGGCCUCCCCAACAUAACAGACAGUAUCUAUGGUUCCUGGGUCUAUGGCUACGUCGGAUGCCUCUGCAUUACUUACCUCCAGUACUUGGGAAUUAAUGCAUCCUCCUGCUCGAUCACAGCCUUUACCAUUGAAAGGUAUAUAGCAAUCUGUCACCCCAUCAAAGCCCAGUUCCUCUGCACAUUUUCCAGAGCCAAAAAGAUCAUCAUCUUUGUCUGGGCUUUCACCUCCAUCUACUGCAUGCUCUGGUUUUUCUUGCUGGAUCUCAACAUUAGCACCUACAAAGAUGCUAUUGUGGUGUCCUGUGGCUACAAGAUCUCCAGGAAUUACUACUCACCUAUUUACCUAAUGGACUUUGGUGUCUUUUAUGUGGUGCCAAUGAUCCUGGCCACUGUCCUCUAUGGAUUCAUAGCAAGAAUCCUAUUCUUAAAUCCCAUUCCUUCUGACCCUAAAGAAAACUCUAAGACAUGGAAAAAUGACUCAACCCAUCAGAACAAGAAUUUGAAUUUAAAUACCUCUAACAGAUGUUUCAACAGCACAGUAUCUUCAAGGAAGCAGGUCACCAAGAUGCUGGCAGUGGUUGUAAUUCUGUUUGCCCUUUUAUGGAUGCCCUACAGGACUCUUGUGGUUGUCAACUCAUUUCUCUCCAGUCCUUUCCAAGAAAAUUGGUUCUUGCUCUUUUGCAGAAUUUGCAUUUAUCUCAACAGUGCCAUCAACCCAGUGAUUUACAACCUCAUGUCCCAGAAAUUCCGUGCAGCCUUCAGAAAGCUCUGCAACUGCAAGCAGAAGCCAACAGAAAAGCCUGCUAACUACAGUGUGGCCCUAAAUUACAGUGUCAUCAAGGAGUCAGACCAUUUCAGCACAGAGCUUGAUGACAUCACUGUCACUGACACUUACUUAUCUGCUACAAAAGUGUCUUUUGAUGACACCUGCUUGGCUUCUGAGGUAACCUUUAGCCAAAGUUGAUUGAUGAAUUAGACAAAAAUGGACCACAAAGUAAAUGAGAAUCCGUGCAGUUAUCCACAAAAGACAGAAAACAGCCAAUGCUCAAAUGUGAAGAGAGAGCAGAUAGCCUUUCCACUGCUCUCCCAAGCC